CUUCUUCCUUAGCGUGCUUCUUGUUCUUCUCUGAAAACCCUACCCAUUCCCCAUUUGAUAUUCUGUCGUUUCUCUUAAUCUUCCAUUGAAAGCUUCACCUUCUUCCUUAUCGUGUUUCUUGUUCUUCUGUGAAAACCCUAAAUCAUGGCAAACUCCAGUUCGCCAUUAAAAUCCCCCCUGAAGAAUCCUAACUCGAAAAUCGACUCACCCAUGAAAAACCCUAAGUCGCAUACUUCUUUACUUCUGAGAAUCCCCAAAUCUCCUUACAAAUCGCCUUCUAAGAUAGACUUUAAGGGGUUCGAUGAUGGAAACCCUAGAUCUGGACUGAAAUCGUUUGAGGAAGAGUCUUAUGAUUACAAUGAUGACUCAACUUCUGUUGAGACUGAUCCUAAGUGGGGAAGAGAACUUGACUCUGAAGGUGAACCCAUUUACACACCUGAGCCUGAUAUGUAUCCUGAUCGUGAAUAUUCUUCCAUUGAUGCUGUUUUUUCGAAUACUGAUUGUGAAGAAGAAGAUUGGCUUGAUAAGCUUGGUCCUUUCUCAAUCAAUGAUCGCAAAAAAAUUCGCACUCACAUGAUCAGUAACGACUGCAACUACACCGAAGCUGUUGAAGAAUUGAGAAGGCUCUCGGAGAUACCGUAAUUGAUGUUUUUAAUUUUUAG
Molecule: messenger RNA, 662 nt
Organism: Amaranthus tricolor (Joseph's coat)
Lineage: Eukaryota; Viridiplantae; Streptophyta; Magnoliopsida; Caryophyllales; Amaranthaceae
Exons: 2
Coding region: 145-642 (165 amino acids)
Source: RefSeq, a predicted model, not a curated record